Vespa mandarinia (Asian giant hornet) is the source of this 1681-nucleotide messenger RNA. Its product is annotated as TBC1 domain family member 13. The record is from RefSeq and is a predicted model, not a curated record. Gene Ontology annotation, biological process: activation of GTPase activity; intracellular protein transport. Gene Ontology annotation, molecular function: GTPase activator activity. Lineage: Eukaryota; Metazoa; Arthropoda; Insecta; Hymenoptera; Vespidae.
GAGAGAGAGAGAGAGAGAGGGAGGUUAUGUUAUUACAUAUGUAUAUCUAAUUUUUUCUAAUAUAAUUAUUCAUACAUCAACCAAAUCACAUAUAUACAAAUAGAAUGUAUCUGCAACAAGUGAUGCAUAUGUAAAUGUAAGAAGAAGACACUAAAUCGAGUUUAAACAUAUGUAUUCUGAAUUCGAUAAUACGUCGAAGGACUAUGGAAGAUAAAGAAGCUCGUUUAAUCCGGUGUAAAAUAAUAACAGUUAAGUACGUGGUUGUCAUUAAUUCGGUGAUUUGUUAGCAAUAAUGCGUAAAAAACUAUCACAAUACGCCCACACGUCUGUUAAGUGCCGAUAACACGUUUACGACAGAUCUUCAUAUUAAAACCGCAUGUACAAAACUAGUACACGUUUACAAUAUGAGUAUUCUUCGAAAGAAGUUAAACGACUUCGAUGAUGUUCUCAUUGCCGAUGAGAUUGAUUUAAUAAGUUUACGUCGAAUAUGUUUUCAUGGAAUACCGGAUGAAGGUGGCUUGAGACCAUUAUGUUGGAAACUUCUGUUGAAUUAUUUACCUCCAAACAGAGUUAGUUGGUCUGAAACACUAACGCGCAAGAGGGAACUUUACAAAACAUUUAUUGAGGAUCUUAUCGUAACUCCGGGGGAGACUAAUGUGGAUGGGGAAAGAGUGGAUGUAACAUUACACGAUCAUCCUUUAAAUUUGAAUCCAGAUAGCAAGUGGCAAACAUAUUUUAAAGAUAAUGAAGUUUUGUUACAAAUAGAUAAAGACGUUAGGAGAUUAUGUCCAGAUAUAUCGUUCUUCCAGCAAGGUACUGAUUAUCCUUGUCAAGAAAUAGUCAAUGAUAGUGGACAAAAACGUUUACAUCACAGAGUACAGCAUACAGUUCUCAGAAGUGCCAAUGUAGAGAGAAAAGGACUUGGAGUGACUAAAAUAGCAGUAUCCGUUAGGAAAGCUGCAGAAGAUUAUGCACCAUUAGCCGAAGGUGGAGAGGCUCAUUGGGAAGUCUUAGAGAGAAUAUUGUUCCUAUAUGCAAAAUUGAAUCCUGGGCAAGGGUACGUACAGGGUAUGAACGAAAUCGUUGGUCCUAUUUAUCAUACAUUUGCUUGUGAUCCAGAUCAAAAAUGGCGAGAACAUGCUGAGGCUGAUACUUUUUUUUGCUUCACUAAUUUGAUGGGAGAGAUACGUGACUUUUUCAUUAAAUCUUUAGAUGAAGCAGAAUUUGGUAUAAAUUCGAUGAUGAGUAAAUUGACUUUGCAAGUUAAGGCCAAUGAUCCUGAGAUUUGGAUACGACUGCAUCAACAAGAGUUAUGUCCCCAGUAUUACAGCUUUAGAUGGCUCACUCUUCUUCUUUCGCAAGAAUUUCCAUUACCUGAUGUCAUGAGAAUUUGGGAUUCCCUUUUUGCCGAUGAAAGUAGAUUCAGUUUUUUGAUACAUAUAUGUUGUGCAAUGAUUCUAUUAUUGCGGGACCAACUUUUAGCUGGUGAUUUUGCAACGAAUGUAAAGCUCUUGCAAAAUUUUCCAUCGAUGGACAUUCAAAUUGUGCUUUCCAAAGCAGCUUCAUUGGCUGGGAAGACAUUAAAUUCUCCAUAACGAAUUUUAAGCCUAAUACUCUCGUGAAUACGUGAUUAGUUUCAGGUAAAACAACGAGACGUUUUUUCUAUCAAAUUGUUUCUUCC